Molecule: messenger RNA, 3831 nt
Organism: Anneissia japonica
Lineage: Eukaryota; Metazoa; Echinodermata; Crinoidea; Comatulida; Comatulidae
Product: protein XRP2-like
Exons: 9
Coding region: 115-1149 (344 amino acids)
Biological process (GO): post-Golgi vesicle-mediated transport
Cellular component (GO): cilium; periciliary membrane compartment
Molecular function (GO): GTPase activator activity
Source: RefSeq, a predicted model, not a curated record
GUCCUAAAGCCCUUCAUUAGCUUUCUGGCAACUAAUUUAUGUCAAAGUUGAUUAUGCUAAUUAUUGGUCGCCUUGUGAACAACAAACGCCCAGCUCAUUUAUUUCUGUAUCAAAAUGGGGUGCUUGUUUUCAAAACCAAAUGUUGAAGGAAAGGAGGAACAAAAUGAACAAGAAUUUAGUUGGGACAAGAGAAAAAGCGUAGACCCAAAUGACUUCAUUAUUGAUAAGAGGAAUGGGGAAACAAUUGUGAAAUUGCCUGGUACAGUCGAUGGGCAGCAGUUUAUGAUAAUGAAUUGUGAGAGUUCUAAUAUUUAUAUUUUUAAUCAUCUCAACACAAUUACUGUUGACAAAUGCACAAACUGCAAAAUAUUCUUAGGACCCGUCAAGGGCAGUGUAUUUUUGAGGAACUGUGAGAACUGCCAAUGUGUGAUAGCCUGUCAGCAGUUUCGCACAAGAGACUGCAAAAAGGUUGACACAUUCCUGCAUUGCGAAACACAGCCUAUAAUAGAAUCCUCAACCAGAAUGCGGUUUGGCUGUUUCCAGUACUAUUAUGAGCAACUUGCAGCUCAAUUCCGAGGAGCCGGUAUAAGUCCAUUCAAUACGAAUUGGAGCAAUAUUCAUGAUUUCACACCUGUUCCAGAAGAACAAAAUUGGUCAUUAUUACCCCAGGAUGCUAAGGUGAUGGACUAUGUGCCAAUUCCAGCAGUGGAAGAUGUGAAGUCAAUGGACAUAUCCAUGGAUCAUGCUAAGAGCACUGUACCAAUUAGUACAGGAUCACAGAACAAGACAGGCACAGAGGAAUGUCUUGUAGCAUUCUUCAGGUGUGAUGAUAUUGAUGCUACAGUUCUCCAAUUCCUCGAUGAAGCCAGACAAGAGCCAUCAUUUGACCUUAUUCAGACAAAGGAAGUGACCAUUCAGCCAUCAGAAGUUGCUACCUUAUUCGGACAAAAUCCUAAAUAUGAGGAUGCUUGUAAAAAAGGACAAGUUAUUGGUGUUGAAUUCUGUGGCGAAAACACAGUUCAAAAUGUCCGCAAACUUGCCGAGUCAUACUCAAACAAAGCAGUCAUCUUCGUGUCCAGUAACACUGAAAACUCUUCAACAGAUGUGGAGAACUUCUUUAAUUUUGCUGACAUUCAAAUGUCUGUCUGAAGUUGCUGCCGUCUAAAUUGACCGGAAUUUUCUCAUUUGAAGUGGCCGAGAAUUUGAAAACACAUCUUAAGUGAAAUGGCCAGCUGGUCAUUAGUCUCUUAUGUGACUGAAGCUUCAUGGUCAUCUGAAGCGAUUGGCUCUUUGCCACCAUCUAAUGCAGCUGCCAUCAUUGAAAAAUUUGCUGAUAUUAUAUUAUAUGGCAAUCUGAGAUAGCUCGCCAUUUAUUAUCACCUUGUUAAUUGUACAGUAAGUGUAGUGGUUUUGCCGAUGUGUUAAGUUAGUCAUUGAAUUUAUGAAAUUGUAUAUUAAUUGAUAUCCGUCAAAGUUUAGGGUUCUGUACAGUCAGUAUUUAUUUCUGAGGAUUUUAAUAUUUUCCGAUGGUUUUGAAUGCACGUUUUAAGUUGUAUUUCAGACUUUUUCUAAUGCUGUGUUUUAAGAUUUUAUUAGUAUAUUGCUAGGCCUCCAAAAGGCUGAAGAUGUUUGUUGCCUCAUAUAUUUACUUUCUUCUUAGUGGCCCUACAAGUGUCUGGCCACAUUGCUUCUGUCUUUUGGCAAAGCACUUACUCUACACAUGUCUCUUUCAAUGGAAUCAUGUUCUGUAUAGAAAUAUUUAAUACCAAAGAUACUAGAAACACAAGAUAGAAAUCUCCACAGAAGAAAAAUGUAUCACCAAAUUGCAUCGUGGUAAACUAUACUAACGUAAGUUUGUUUAUAUCCAGUCGCACACAGCGCCUCAUUAAAUGAGGCAGUGCAUAUGCCUGGAUGUGGUCUGGGUAUGAACUUACGCAAAUUGCCAUUAGUGGACACAGAUGGGCGCUGCAUACGUCUAGAUCUGGUCUGGAUCUGUGUAAAUGAUAUGACGUAUAUCCGCUUGACUUUUGCUAUGCGAGAGUUGUAUCUCGUGUUUUUAGUAUCUUUGUUAAUACUGUACUUGUUAUGUCGCUGCUUACUGUAUAUGAAUGAAUGUUAUUGUAUCCAGAGACCAGUGGUAAUAAUAUGCCAAUUUCAAAUAUAUGGUGCCAUACAAAAUCUUUUAUUGGUAUUGCUACAUAAUUAUUAUCAUUAUUGUUAUUAAGUUUUUAGAAUACAGUAUUAGAAUUGUGGAUUUGAUUUGAUUAUUCUUAAAAUAAUGUUUUACUUUAUUUGUAAAAGCUAUGUUCAUUGAGGAUGGUAAUACCACCAGUAAAAAUUGUUGUUUAUUAAUUUACAGUUUGUAUUACACUUAUUUUUUUUUCUUUUUCUUUUUGUUUCCUUCACAUCCAACAGUAAGUAGGUAGUGGUUUUGGUUGUGAGAAAAAUUCCUGCUCUGACAGGAAUUGAACCACCAACCUUUUUAACCAAAGAAUUUUUGUUGUUGUUCAGUAGUAGUUCCUUUAAUACGUUAAUAAUUUAUAAGACUGUUAGAACAUUAUUGACAUAAUAAUAAGUGACGUUUAUAAAUAGCAUCUUAUGUCAGUCAACCAGCCCCAGAGCGCAUAGAAAUCAAUCAUAAUUAUACAAUAUGUAAUUUACAAAAAAGGUCAUUAAAUAUAGUACUUGCAAAGAAAACAUUGUAAAUAUAAUGAAAGCAUGAUUUAUCAUAGUUCAAUAUUCUUCUAUUUAUGCAGAUAUUUUUAAUAUUAAUAUAUGUAAUAUUAACAAUAUUAAAUAAUAUGGUGAGCCGUACGUCACAAAAGCUUGUGACAAUACAAUUUUCAACUAGUCUAUAAAGUGCUACCAUUUUCUUAUUGUUUGAUUAACAAUAUUGUCAUUAAUAUUAAUGACAUUAAUAUUAAGGUCAGCGACGUGGGCGCACAUGAAUAUGGAAUAAUAUUCAAAUUUAUCUUGUCAGUUCAAUAAGUGUAUGCAGCUUGUAAAGUAUUCAACUUAUCAAUGGUGAUUGGUAUUGAUUAUAGUGAAGUGCUAUUUUUUAUCAUUAUUAUUAUUAUUAUUAUUAUUAUUAUUAUUAUUAUUGUUAUUAUUAUUAUUAUCAUCUCUGACACAUACACAACAAUGACCUAGCCUAUUAAAGUACACACAUUAAGUAGAAAAAAUAUAGAUGAUGUAUUAAAAUGGUCAGUUGUUGAUGAUAAUGUUUUAAAUAGGAUCCUCGAAAGUGUCUUUCAAAUUUGCUUAACACAAGGUUUUGUACAUUUCCCCUCCUUUCCCUAUAAUACCAAUGGUUGUUUUUUUCUGUCAGCUUUGUUUAAGAGAUACCGUCUGUCAUGAGCUAUAAAAAAAAUGCAAAUUCACUUCCAUAUUUACAUUGCUUAAUUUCUAUUUUGAAGUGAAGUUAUUAAUUUACAAUUACAAAUUUAGAUGAGAAAAAAACCGUUCUAUGACAAUGAAAACUAAAUAAAAGCUUUCCGGUAUUCUUUUACAUAUGAAUUGACUGGUAUAAUCUGGGAUAGUUGUAGUAUAAUGUCUGUAAUUAUAUCAAUGAAAAAUAUAUUUCUUUGUUAAUCUGUUCCUGGAUUCAACAUUUUUAUUGCACAUUUGAGUUGUCUAACUUUUAUUUUAUAUUUUUUGGCAGGCAAUUUAUCUUUAUACUUUUUAAUUGUGUAAAAUAUUUCAGUAUGGCUCAACAACCACUUGAUAAAAAAAAAUGUAUUUAAAAAUUGUGUAAUUCUAUAUAAAUUGAUGUACUUUCAAUUUUGUAAAUGAAUGUAUCAUUGUUACUCAAUAAAUGUUUAAAUCCUUGAU